Striga hermonthica is the source of this 1065-nucleotide messenger RNA. The record is from the annotation of a GenBank genome assembly. Lineage: Eukaryota; Viridiplantae; Streptophyta; Magnoliopsida; Lamiales; Orobanchaceae.
AUGGAAAUAUCAGGUGGGCUGAGUCCAAGAUUCAGUUCCAGUGCAUUGAACACAGAGAAAGAUGGCGGAAAUUUGAUGCCGGGUCUCGAGAUGGAGGCCGGGGUGCCCGAUUUCGGGCCCGACCACCAUUUCCACCCAAUGAGUGCCCUCGAGAUCCUGAGAGAGACUGUUAGGAUCCUCAGGUACAACUCAGCUGGGUUCAUGGCGAUUGUUGCCCUUCUAAUCUGCCCCGUCUCGGCCGUGGUCUUGUCCAAUGUUUUAGUCGACCAAUCCCUCGUAAAACGGCUUACCUUCAGGCUAAUGCUGGUUGCGAAAUCCAGCGGGCUCCCUCUUAAGCCCUUUGUGAAGCAUUCUUGUUACAAGCUGUCGGAGGUCGUUGUCUCGGUCAUAAUGUGCUUCCCCUUGUUCAUCACGCUAUCUCUUUCGUCGAAGGCUGCCGUGGUUUACUCUGUCGACUGCACUUACUCGAGGAAAAAGUUCGACUACUCCAAAUUUUACGUGAUCAUCUCCAAGAUAUGGAGACGCAUAGUCUUCACCUACAUGUGGGUAUGCGUCGUGAUCUCAGGCUGUCUCACGUUGUUCCUUGUCUUUCUUGUCGUGGUAAGCAGCGUGUUCUUGACCAUGGGUUUCCCACCCGAUUUGAUUCUUUACCCAGCCAUGGUGGUCGGGUUCAUAUUCUCGAUCGUGAUUGCAAAUGCCAUUAUAAUUUGCAAUAUUGGUGUUGUGAUCUCGGUUCUGGAGGACGUGUCGGGCCCGCAGGCCUUGCUGAGGUCUAGCUCGUUGAUUAGGGGCCAGACUCAGGUGGGGCUGUUGAUAUUUCUCGGGUCGACUAUGGGGUUGGCAUUUGUGGAGGGACUUUUUGAGCACAGGGUGAAGACGUUGAGUUAUGGAGAUGGGUCGUCGAGGAUUUGGGAAGGGCCUUUGCUGGUCGUGAUGUACUCGUUUGUUGUGCUGGUGGACUCGAUGAUGAGCACGGUUUUUUACUUCAGCUGCAAGUCUUACCGCAUGGAGAAUGAAAAUGCGGAGAGCGAGCCGGUUCUGGAAGCCCUUAAUAUUGCACCUUGA